UAUUUGAAACGGAAGUUGUCUCCCAACGGAAGUUACGCGGCCCCGAGCUGCAUGCAACGAUUUUUCACGAGACAGGUACGGCAGUGUCCGCGGUGGUAUAAAGCGUUUGAAGACACCCAUCCAAUAACUAUCUCUUUGUUUGGGUAGCUGCAACCUCUGCAUUUAUAAAUCUCGCAUUUAUUUCGUGUCAGAUACCAAGGCAACACUACGCAAGUAGUCCUCGUAAGAAGUCGGAGUCAUGCAGAUCUUUGUCAAGACCCUUACGGGGAAGACUAUUACCCUUGAGGUCGAGUCCUCGGAUACUAUUGAGAAUGUAAAAGCCAAGAUUCAGGACAAGGAGGGCAUUCCGCCGGACCAGCAGCGUCUGAUUUUUGCUGGCAAGCAGCUGGAGGAUGGCCGCACUCUGGCGGACUACAACAUUCAGAAGGAGAGCACCUUGCACCUGGUGCUCCGUCUGCGCGGUGGCAUGCAGAUCUUCGUGAAGACCCUUACGGGUAAGACCAUUACCCUGGAGGUCGAGUCUUCGGACACCAUCGAGAACGUCAAGGCCAAGAUUCAGGACAAGGAGGGCAUUCCGCCGGACCAGCAGCGUCUGAUUUUUGCUGGCAAGCAGCUGGAGGAUGGCCGCACUCUGGCGGACUACAACAUUCAGAAGGAGAGCACCUUGCACCUGGUGCUCCGUCUGCGUGGUGGCAUGCAGAUCUUCGUGAAGACCCUUACGGGUAAGACCAUUACCCUGGAGGUCGAGUCUUCGGACACCAUCGAGAACGUCAAGGCCAAGAUUCAGGACAAGGAGGGCAUUCCGCCGGACCAGCAGCGUCUGAUUUUUGCUGGCAAGCAGCUGGAGGAUGGCCGCACUCUGGCGGACUACAACAUUCAGAAGGAGAGCACCUUGCACCUGGUGCUCCGUCUGCGUGGUGGCAUGCAGAUCUUCGUGAAGACCCUUACGGGUAAGACCAUUACCCUGGAGGUCGAGUCUUCGGACACCAUCGAGAACGUCAAGGCCAAGAUUCAGGACAAGGAGGGCAUUCCGCCGGACCAGCAGCGUCUGAUUUUUGCUGGCAAGCAGCUGGAGGAUGGCCGCACUCUGGCGGACUACAACAUUCAGAAGGAGAGCACCUUGCACCUGGUGCUCCGUCUGCGCGGUGGACUGUGAACGUUUUGUGCGUGAAUAAAACUCUUGCCGCCUUUGUUUUGUGAGGAAUUGUACUUGGCAAGAGCAUUGGGGAGGUAUUGCAGAUGCGGAGACUUUUAUGUAAUUCACGUACGUGCGUCAUAAUCAUUUUUACACAAGAAAGUACGAUGUGCUAUUUCGCUGCCAUGCUGUAAAGGCGUUACAACAA
This is a messenger RNA of Volvox carteri f. nagariensis, 1343 nucleotides long. It is a transcript of the gene ubqA, whose product is annotated as polyubiquitin. Gene Ontology annotation, cellular component: nucleus; cytoplasm. The record is from RefSeq and is a predicted model, not a curated record. Bases 239 to 1156 code for a protein of 305 amino acids. Gene Ontology annotation, molecular function: protein tag activity; ubiquitin protein ligase binding. The transcript has 5 exons. Gene Ontology annotation, biological process: protein ubiquitination; modification-dependent protein catabolic process. Lineage: Eukaryota; Viridiplantae; Chlorophyta; Chlorophyceae; Chlamydomonadales; Volvocaceae.